GACCUUGACUAUAAGGCAUCAAUAUUUUCUCAAUUCGCCCAAUUCAUGAUGCUUUGACAUUCAUUUCAACAGUCACUUCGAGUUCAACUCACACAGUCCUCAAUAUGUCUAUGUUUCGAGCUAAGAAGCUCGAUUUAGGAUGCUUCAUAAAUAUCAAAGUCAUUCGUGACCAUACCAAGCGGAAAGUGUUCGCUGAGUAUGAGACUGAAAGGUAGGUUCUUCUCUUUCUAAUUCUACCUUUCUUAAUAUUUGAGCCCUCCCGCGCCUUCAGUCUAUUGUCCACUUUACCAGGUUAUGCGUAUACUUGUUCCUGUGCAUCUCUGUCUAUACUAAAGUACCAAUGGCUGACAUACAACUCUUCUCAAAAACAGACAAGCCCUUCGCUACAUAAUCCGCAAUCUCUCACUAUUGCCUCGUGUUCGUUUUCAAGCACAACUGGAAUUGACACAAAUGCAUUGUUAUACAAGACCAACUCAAAUCAGGAAUAGAUGUAUUCUUGGAGGCAAGGGAAGAGGUGUCUUGAGAGAUUUCAAGAUGUCGAGGGUAUGUGCUCUUUUAUUAUGGCUUCAGGAUGUAACGGGAUGAAAGAAUGGAAGCAAGAUAUGAGGGCUCUGCUGACUAUUUACCUACGACUACAGUUCAAUUUCAGAAUGAACGCGCUCUCGGGAGAUUUACCAGGUGUCAAGAAGGCUAGUUGGUAAAGCGUGGAUAUUCUGGCUGAAGGAAUGACGGGUGAGGAAACAUGAGAUAUAUGAACCUGCGAGCAAGCACCGAAGAAAUCGAAUGCUACGAGCCCGAUUGGGAAUGUACGAUUGUAAGGAAACUCAAGACGUUUGACGUGUAACAUAUACAGGCGUGGGGAUGAAGCGUGCACUUGUACCACAGACAGAUGCGAAUUCAAAGAUGGUAGGUUGGGUGGGAGGAAAUGAAUGAAAAACAAAAGCACUUUAUUUAUUGCACCUGGAAGUCAUACAUACUCAGAUUUCUACGCGUCUCUGAAUAGAUUUUUGUUUGCCAAAUAUUUGAAGUCAUAUACAACAUCAUUUCUGGACCAGGUUGUAGAUAACUCGAAUCUCAAUCCUCAGUGUUAGCAAGAUAUAAAACAUGUUC
Molecule: messenger RNA, 1110 nt
Organism: Sclerotinia trifoliorum
Lineage: Eukaryota; Fungi; Ascomycota; Leotiomycetes; Helotiales; Sclerotiniaceae
Source: the annotation of a GenBank genome assembly